Auanema sp. JU1783 is the source of this 1029-nucleotide messenger RNA. The record is from the annotation of a GenBank genome assembly. Lineage: Eukaryota; Metazoa; Nematoda; Chromadorea; Rhabditida; Rhabditidae.
AUGGAAUUGCAUAGAGCCAAAGACUUCCGAACGUACUUUCUGGCCAUCAUACCUGUUGUACUUUCGGUCAUCGCAUUCAUACUCAAUGCCAUAUAUACAAUAAUUCAAAUUAAAGCCUAUCGAACAGAAUCUUCAGGAUAUAGAAAGAGAUAUUGUUUUCUGCUGAGUCGCUCUCUCAGCACACUAAUGGCUCUCAUUCUUUUAUACAUAGUCAUAAUAGUUUGGAAAUCAGGAGGAUUUCAGUAUGCUACAGCAAUGAUUUUCAUGUUCGUUGGUUGCUUGUCGUUCCUCUCUAUAGCAGGAACUUACAUCGCCCUCUCUUGUUUGUUAUACACGGCCAUUGUACAUCCUAUUGUAUACAAGGUGGAUGUAACACUACGAUAUUGCUAUUAUUGUGUUAUUGGAGUUUGGGUCUUCUCGUUGGCAGCCUCGGUUUGUGUUGGAUUAUGGGGUGCGACGUUGUUCUAUCCAGACAGCUCUCCUGUGAAAUGUUCAUUCCGCAGUUGUCAAAAACCUCUGUCAAUAGUUAUUGUGAUCUCAUUAGCCAUAUGGUUUAGCUCUGUUCAAAUAAUUUAUGCUUUCCUAUGGGUUCGUUUAAGAAAUAGACAUAAUAAAGCCACUAUAGAAAGACAGUCGACUGUUAUUUCAUCUGAUAGUCAUGUUUCCUCCAGCUUACGGGCUAUGAACCGUUUGAGUCUUAACAUGAUUACUUUCGCAGUUGGUUCUGUUCCUAUCCUGAUAGUGUGCAUUGUGGCAUUGGCUAAUUUGAAAAAACUAAGUUCACUAGGAGAAGGUAAAAAGUCCCAUUGCAAAACCUACUUGAACAGUUGUUUGUUUAUUCAAGUUGAAAUCCUGGCCAGUAUUGCAGCAAUCGUUUGGCUGUUAGCAAUGAUUUUGGAUCCUAUAAUCAAUACUACGGCAGACCGGAAGCUUAUCGCUAUUUUGGCGAGUUGGUGGAAGUCGGUGAAGAAAUUAUUAUGCGCUAAAGACCAGACGGACUCUGCCAUUGUAUCUACGUCAUCAUCUUAA